This is a messenger RNA of Salmo salar (Atlantic salmon), 1638 nucleotides long. RefSeq names its product SEC22 homolog B, vesicle trafficking protein b (gene sec22bb). Gene Ontology annotation, molecular function: SNAP receptor activity. Lineage: Eukaryota; Metazoa; Chordata; Actinopteri; Salmoniformes; Salmonidae. Gene Ontology annotation, biological process: endoplasmic reticulum to Golgi vesicle-mediated transport; retrograde vesicle-mediated transport, Golgi to endoplasmic reticulum. The record is from RefSeq and is a predicted model, not a curated record.
AGCUUUGAGGCGUUCCUGUCUGGGAUGGACGGACAUAUUUGAGCGACACCCAAAGCGCUAGCGUUUCCGGCCAGCUCAGCGCGUCCGGAGUGUUGUGUUGUCAAUCUAGCUACUGCUGUCAUUAGCUUUCACUUAGCGACACUGUGGCGAUCACUAGUGGUGGACAAUAACAAAUUCAGUUCCAAAAUGGUGCUGCUGACAAUGAUCGCUCGGUUGGCGGAUGGACUGCCGCUUGCCGCCUCAAUGCAGGAGGACGAACAGUUGGGUCGGGACCUGCAACAGUACCAGAGCCAGGCUAAACAGCUGUUCAGGAAACUGAAUGACCAGAGUCCCACACGUUGCACAUUAGAGGCAGGCUCCAUGUCCUUUCACUACGUCAUAGAAAAAGGAGUAGUCUACCUUGUGCUCUCUGAAGCAAGCUUUCCCAAAAAACUUGCCUUUGCUUACCUGGAAGACCUGCAGGCAGAGUUCCAUGAACAGCACGGGAAGAAGGUCCCCACUGUGUCCCGGCCGUACUCCUUCAUUGAGUUUGACACCUACAUUCAGAAGACCAAGAAGUCGUACAUAGACAGCCGAGCCCGUAGGAACCUGGGCAGCAUCAACACAGAGCUGCAGGACGUCCAGAGGAUCAUGGUGGCCAACAUUGAGGAAGUAUUGCAACGAGGGGAGGCCUUGUCUGCUCUGGACUCCAAGGCCAGUAAUCUGUCCAGCCUGUCGAAGAAGUACAGAAGCGAUGCCAAGUACCUGAACACUCGCUCCACCUAUGCUAAGCUGGCCGCAGGCGGGGUCUUCUUCAUCAUGCUUAUCGUCUACAUCCGCUUCUGGUGGCUCUGAGAGAGGAGAGGAGAGGAGAUAGAGGGGUUGGAGAAGAAGAGCUGGAAGAAGUUGAGCUCUGGUCUCACAUUCUAUCCAAUAUGGGAUCCCUCCUUUUAACACAAGACUGUUGAAGACUUAUUUUUCCCAACUGUCUGUCCAUAUAUCUAUAAAGUAAUUACAUGUUAUGUUUUAUUAGCAAUUACGUAGUCAUCCUGUAGUGGUUAUACCUUGGAGUUGAAAGAGUGUGAGUAUUGCAUGUGAGAAUGUGACAGAGGAAAUGUUUGUUUUCCUGUGUGUGUGUGUGUGUGUGUGUGUUACCAAAACCUGUAUGAUGACAAAUCUUCUCUUAUCAAUUUAGUUCUGUAUAGCAGGAAGAAAGAGAAAAUCUACAUAAUUGUAUUUACCCAGAGGACAUCAUAAGGGCUUUGCCGUUAAUAACACUACUAUUAUUAUGUUGGCAUUGUGGUUUGGUGGAGAUUUCUUGAAGGUUAACCUCCUGUUCUGGGGUGAUCAAUCACAUUACAUGUGAUAUUGGCUGCAGAAAUAAUAUUCCUCAUUCACCUUCAUCUUCACACUGAGAGAUUGGAACAGUUUAUCACCAGACCAGACACGUUCAUCGGUUGAUAUCUAAAGGGGGCAUCUUUUAUUUUGUAAAAAGUUUACACAAGUGAAGACACCAUGUUAAAAAAAAUAAAAAUAAAUCAGGAUGAGAAUUGUAGCUAGUUUGUUAUGUAACUGGCUUAUGCUAAUCAGCGGCUGGAUAGGCUAAUGAAUAUCAACUUCACUGUUUCAUCUGCUAUAAAUAAAAUGAUUUUCACUAAA